AUGGAGGCGGCGCGCACGGAGCGCCCCGCAGGCUGGCCCCGGGCGCCUCUCGCCCGCACCGGGCUCCUGCUCCUGUCGACGUGGGUCCUGGCCGGCGCCGAGAUCACUUGGGACGCAACGGGCGGUCCUGGGCGCCUCGCGUCUCUGGCUUCGCGGUCCCCGGCGCUGCCUCCUCUCUCGCUGCGGGCAGUGGCAAGCCAGUGGCCGGAGGAGCUGGCGACUGUACGGAGAGGCGCCGCACUGGGGCGCCGGCAGGGACCAGAGCCACUGCCCCAGCCAGGCGGAGGCAGCGGCAGAAAGAAGCAGGGAGAAGCCGGAGGGCUGUUGCCGGCAGGCGCGCAGUGGGGACGGGGCAUCUCGGCUCCUGGCAAGCCUGGCGGCACAAGGAGGAGUCGCCGGGCGCAGCCCCCCAGUGCCCUGGAACGCGGAGACACCCAGGCUACUGUCUUAGCCGAUGGUUCCAGAGGAAGCCGCUCUCUGGCCAAGGGUCUCCGGGAGGAGGUGAAGGCACCACGGGCUGGGGGGUCGGCGUCCGAAGAGCUCCGGCUACCCAGCACCUCGUUCGCGCUGACCGGGGACUCGGCCCACAACCAAGCCAUGGUGCACUGGUCGGGACACAACAGCAGCGUUAUACUUAUCCUGACGAAGCUGUAUGACUUCAACCUGGGAAGCGUGACAGAGAGCUCACUUUGGAGAUCAACAGAUUACGGCACCACCUAUGAAAAGCUCAAUGACAAAGUGGGCUUGAAGACUGUCCUCAGUUACCUCUACGUCAAUCCCACCAACAAAAAGAAGAUCAUGCUUCUUAGUGAUCCUGAGAUGGAGAGCAGCAUAUUGAUCAGCUCAGAUGAAGGGGCAACCUAUCAGAAAUACCGGCUCACCUUCUAUAUCCAGAGUCUGCUCUUUCACCCCAAGCAAGAGGACUGGGUGCUGGCCUACAGUCUGGAUCAAAAGCUCUACAGCUCCAUGGACUUUGGGAGACGGUGGCAACUCAUGCAUGAACGCAUCACACCCAACAGGUUUUACUGGUCGGUGGCCGGAUUGGAUAAGGAGGCGGACUUGGUGCACAUGGAAGUGCGGACAGCUGAUGGAUAUGCUCACUACCUCACCUGCAGGAUCCAGGAAUGUGCUGAGACUACGCGGAGUGGGCCUUUUGCCCGCUCCAUUGACAUCAGUUCCCUGGUCGUCCAGGAUGAAUAUAUCUUCAUUCAGGUAACAAGUGGUGGAAGAGCCAGCUACUACGUGUCUUACCGAAGAGAAGCCUUCACUCAGAUAAAGCUGCCCAAGUACUCGCUGCCCAAGGACAUGCACAUCAUUAGUACCAAUGAGAACCAAGUGUUCGCAGCUGUCCAAGAAUGGAACCAGAAUGACACGUACAACCUCUACAUCUCAGACACACGUGGGAUCUACUUCACCCUGGCCAUGGAGAACAUUAAGAGCAGCAGAGGUCUGAUGGGAAACAUCAUUAUUGAAUUGUAUGAGGUAGCAGGUAUCAAAGGGAUAUUCCUGGCAAAUAAGAAGGUGGAUGGCCAAGUGAAGACAUACAUCACUUACAACAAAGGCAGGGAUUGGCGCCUCCUGCAAGCUCCAGACGUGGACCUGAGAGGAAGCCCAGUACACUGCCUGCUGCCCUUCUGCUCCCUGCACCUACACUUGCAGAUCUCCGAAAAUCCGUAUUCCUCAGGGAGGAUCUCCAGCAAGGAGACGGCUCCAGGGCUCGUGGUGGCCACAGGCAACAUUGGUCCAGAGCUCUCAUAUACUGAUAUCAGCGUGUUCAUCUCUUCCGAUGGGGGCAACACAUGGAGACAGAUCUUUGAUGAAGAGUACAAUGUCUGGUUCCUAGACUGGGGUGGCGCCCUCGUGGCCAUGAAACACACACCUCUGCCAGUCAGGCAUUUGUGGGUGAGUUUUGACGAGGGCCACUCCUGGAACAAGUACGGUUUCACUUCGGUUCCUCUUUUUGUGGACGGUGCUCUGGUGGAGGCAGGCGUGGAGACCCAAAUUAUGACAGUUUUUGGCCACUUCAGCCUCCGCUCGGAAUGGCAGUUGGUGAAGGUGGGCUACAAAUCUAUCUUCAGCCGGCGCUGCGGCAAAGAGGAUUAUCAGACCUGGCACCUGCUCAAUCAGGGGGAGCCGUGCGUCAUGGGAGAAAGGAAAAUAUUCAAGAAACGCAAGCCAGGAGCUCAGUGUGCCCUGGGCCGAGACUCCUCAGGGACGGUGGUCUCAGAACCCUGUGUCUGUGCCGACUGGGACUUUGAAUGUGACUAUGGUUAUGAGAGACAUGGAGAAAGCCAUUGUGUCCCAGCUUUCUGGUACAAUCCAGCAUCCCCGUCAAAGGACUGCAGCCUUGGUCAAAGCUACCUUAACAGCACUGGGUACCGGCGGAUCGUGUCCAACAACUGCACAGACGGACUGAGGGAGAAGUACACUGCCAAGGCCCAGAUAUGCCCGGGAAAAGCCCCUCACGGCCUCCACGUGGUGACGACCGAUGGGCGCCUGGUGGCAGAGCAGGGGCACAAUGCGACCUUCAUCAUCCUCAUGGAGGAGGGUGAUCUCCAAAGGACAAACAUCCAGCUUGACUUUGGGGAUGGGAUUGCAGUGUCCUAUGCUAACUUCAGUCCCAUUGAGGACGGCAUCAAGCACGUGUACAAGAGUGCGGGGAUCUUCCAGGUGACGGCCUAUGCGGAGAACAACCUGGGCUCAGACACAGCUGUCCUCUUCCUGCACGUGGUUUGUCCCGUGGAGCACGUUCAUCUCCGAGUUCCAUUUGUUGCCAUAAGAAAUAAGGAGGUCAACAUCAGUGCAGUUGUGUGGCCCAGCCAGCUGGGGACCCUUACCUAUUUCUGGUGGUUCGGCAAUAGUACAAAGCCCCUCAUCACCUUGGACAGCAGCAUUUCCUUCACGUUCCUAGCAGAGGGGACCAAUACCAUCACUGUCCAGGUGGCUGCUGGGAAUGCCCUCAUCCAGGACACGAAAGACAUCGCAGUUCACGAAUACUUUCAGUCCCAACUCUUAUCAUUCUCUCCUAAUCUGGAUUACCACAAUCCUGACAUUCCGGAGUGGAGGCAAGAUAUUGCCAAUGUGAUCAAGCGGGCUCUGGUGAAAGUAACCAGCAUCCCAGAAGAGCAGAUCCUAGUUGCCGUGUUCCCUGGCCUCCCCACUUCCGCAGAGCUCUUCAUCCUUCCCCCCAAGAACUUGACAGAGAGGAGGAAAGGCAAUGAAGGGGACCUGGAACAAAUUGUAGAGACGCUGUUUAAUGCUCUAAACCAAAAUUUGGUCCAGUUUGAGCUGAAGCCAGGGAUUCAAGUCAUUGUGUAUGUCACACAGCUGACUUUAGCUCCACUGGUGGACUCCAGUGCUGGGCACAGCAGCUCAGCCAUGCUUAUGCUCUUGUCAGUGGUGUUUGUCGGCCUGGCGGUGUUUUUGAUCUACAAAUUUAAAAGGAAAAUCCCCUGGAUUAACAUCUAUGCUCAAGUCCAACACGACAAGGAGCAGGAGAUGAUUGGGUCAGUGAGCCAAAGUGAAAACGCCCCCAAAAUCACACUCAGUGACUUCACCGAGCCCGAGGAACUGCUGGACAAAGAGCUGGACACCCGGGUCAUAGGAGGCAUUGCCACCAUUGCAAACAGCGAAAGCACAAAGGAGAUCCCCAACUGCACUAGUGUUUAAUACCAACAAGCCACGUGGUCAACCAUCUUUCUGACUUUUUAUUUUUGAUGGUUCCUAUUACUCUUAUUAUGGAAAAAUGAAAAUGUCUUUUUUACCUUUUGUUUACCAAGGGCCCCUUCAUAAAUAGCAGGCUUAGCUUUGGUAGGCGAAGGCAUUCGUAACUGAUUAAAAUGAGACACAAAGAAUAAAUGGCUGUAUUUGUGUUAAGGGCAAAGGAUGCAUCUUCCCAUGGCUUUCUUGCUUCAUUCUGCCAUUGAUAGUGCAAGGAAUCUUGUUUUCCUUGAGGUCUUUCUCUCCUUUUAUUUUUUAAGUUGGGUUGGCUUUCCACUAACCUCCCAUCCUCCCCCCGACAAGCCCAAAUCACCAGUACCCGCCUCCUCCCUCCCAGCACGCACCUAAAACGUAAACCAUUUCCCAGUUAGGUCUGCAGGAGGAAGGUUUGUGGGGAGUGAGCGUAGCUGCAGGAAGCGUGCACACCUGUCGGAAGAGGCCCUG
Balaenoptera ricei (Rice's whale) is the source of this 4164-nucleotide messenger RNA. RefSeq names its product sortilin related VPS10 domain containing receptor 3 (gene SORCS3). Bases 1 to 3669 code for a protein of 1222 amino acids. Gene Ontology annotation, molecular function: protein binding. Gene Ontology annotation, cellular component: postsynaptic density membrane. The transcript has 27 exons. The record is from RefSeq and is a predicted model, not a curated record. Lineage: Eukaryota; Metazoa; Chordata; Mammalia; Artiodactyla; Balaenopteridae.